Molecule: messenger RNA, 1391 nt
Organism: Drosophila innubila
Lineage: Eukaryota; Metazoa; Arthropoda; Insecta; Diptera; Drosophilidae
Gene: Acat1
Product: acetyl-CoA acetyltransferase, mitochondrial
Exons: 1
Coding region: 134-1372 (412 amino acids)
Biological process (GO): fatty acid beta-oxidation
Molecular function (GO): acetyl-CoA C-acetyltransferase activity
Source: RefSeq, a predicted model, not a curated record
GCUCGUUACGCAAGUGGAGCAACAGGUUUUAUCUCAACUGUAAUUAGAUUCAGUUAAUAUUCCAUCAACACGUUGAGUGAUCUUUAUCGUGUGGUUUUUAUCCAGUAAUUUUAUAGCUAUCCAACUAUCUGCAAUGUCCGCAAACCUGUUGCAAGCCACCAGACGCCAGCUUUGCGCUCAGGCCCGUCGCUACAGUUCAAAGAUCAACGAUGUUGUUGUUGUUUCUGCCGCUCGUACACCGAUUGGAAGCUUCCAAAGUCAGCUGGCCCCAUUGUCGGCCACACAACUGGGCGCCACAGCCAUUGAGGCGGCGAUAGAGCGCGCCGGCAUUGGCAAGGGUGAUGUCAAUGAGGUGAUCAUGGGCAAUGUGGUGUCUGCCGGUCUUGGACAGGCGCCCGCCCGCCAGGCGGCCAUCUUUGCCGGACUGCCGACAAACGUGUGCUGCACCACCGUCAACAAGGUGUGCUCCUCAGGCAUGAAGUCGGUGAUGCUGGGCGCCCAAUCCCUGAUGCUCGGCCAGGCUGAUGUGGUGGUUGCCGGCGGCAUGGAGUCUAUGUCGAAUGUGCCCUUCUACCUGAAGCGUGGCGCGACACCUUAUGGUGGCGUCAAUCUUACCGAUGGCAUUGUCUGGGAUGGUCUUUGGGAUGUCUACAACAAGUUCCACAUGGGCAAUUGCGCUGAGAACACCGCCAAGAAGAUGCAGAUAUCACGCAAGGAUCAGGAUGCCUUUGCCAUCGAGUCAUACAAACGCUCAGCCAAAGCCUGGAGCGACAAGAUCUUCGAAAACGAAAUUGCUCCCGUCAAGAUUCAGCUGAAGCGCAAGCCCGAGCAGAUUAUCAGCGUCGACGAGGAAUUCACCCGUGUGAACUUCGAAAAGUUCGCUCAGUUGGCAACAGUGUUCCAGCGCGAGAAUGGAACAGUUACUGCCGGCAAUGCGUCCACUCUGAACGAUGGUGGCGCCGCUGUUGUCCUCAUGACCGCCGAAGCGGCGAAGCGUGCUGGCGUCAAGCCUCUGGCCCGCAUUGUAUCCUUCCAGGAUGCCGAGACCGAUCCCAUUGAUUUCCCCAUUGCGCCCGCAUUCGCGGUGCCCAAACUUCUGGAGCGUGCUGGCGUGCGCAAAGAGGAUGUGGCCAUGUGGGAGAUCAAUGAAGCCUUCUCUUUGGUCGUGCUGGCCAACAUCCGCAAACUGGACGUCGAUCCCGCCAAGGUGAACGUGCAUGGCGGCGCCGUCUCCCUGGGCCAUCCCAUUGGCAUGUCUGGUGCCCGUCUGGUCACCCAUUUAACCCACGCCCUUAAAUCGGGCGAACUGGGAUGCGCCUCCAUUUGCAAUGGCGGCGGUGGCGCUUCUUCCAUUCUACUGCAGAAGCUUUAAGUCUGUGAGAGAAAAAGAG